CCAGUCCUUCUGAAUUUCUCCAGGGUCCUUUCUCCCACAGAGGCCCUCUCAGAAACAACAGGUGUUUCCCUGAAACCAAAAACUCCUAUUGGAAUAGGAAAGGCACUUGUAUCUCCCAGUGUCCUCUGGAUGCCAGAUCUCACCACAACAACACUAAAAGCAGAAGCCCCAGUGGACCAUGGUGGCCUCCAGGCUCUAUACCUUGGUGCUGGUACUGCAGCCGCAGCGCGUUCUUCUGGGCAUGAAGAAGCGGGGCUUUGGGGCUGGCCGUUGGAAUGGCUUCGGGGGCAAAGUACAAGAAGGAGAGACCAUCGAGGAUGGGGCCAAGAGGGAGCUGCAAGAGGAGAGUGGUCUGACAGUGAACACACUGCACAAGGUGGGCCACAUUGAGUUUGAGUUCGUGGGCACCCCCGAGCUGAUGGAUGUGCACAUCUUCUGUACUGACAGUGUGCAGGGGACGCCCCAGGAGAGCGAUGAAAUGCGCCCUCAGUGGUUCCAACUGGACCAGAUCCCCUUUGGUGACAUGUGGCCUGACGACAGGUACUGGUUCCCACUCCUGCUUCAAAAGAAGAAAUUCCAGGGGUACUUCAAGUUCCAGGAUCAGGACACCAUCCUGGACUACUCACUACACGAGGUCCAACAGGCUUCGAGUCUGCUCAACAUGGUAUUAAGAAGCGUGGCUGUUACGAUGUACCCAGCACUGUGGCACAGCAGGCCAGCCGCCAAGAGGCACUCUUAUGUCCAGAUUUGGCACAAGGCAGAAAGCUUGGCUGGUUGGGGCAGAGACCCAUGUUUUUGGUGUGGGGGCUCGUGUGAUGACAGAAGAUCUGUAUGUGGCCCUGGGAACAUGCUAAUGAGAUCCUGUCACUGGACCUGACAUCUCAUCAGCACAGCAAGAUGAGGACCAGUGAGGCAACACCAAUGAAGAAAAUCUCCUGGGCUGGGGAUGUGGCUCAAGCGGUAGCGCGCUCCCCUGGCAUGUGCAGGGCGCUGGGUUUGAUCCUCAGCACCACAUAAAAAUA
This is a messenger RNA of Ictidomys tridecemlineatus (thirteen-lined ground squirrel), 1022 nucleotides long. RefSeq names its product nudix hydrolase 1 (gene Nudt1). Gene Ontology annotation, cellular component: cytoplasm. NCBI's taxonomy places the organism in Eukaryota, Metazoa, Chordata, Mammalia, Rodentia, Sciuridae. The record is from RefSeq and is a predicted model, not a curated record. Gene Ontology annotation, molecular function: 8-oxo-7,8-dihydroguanosine triphosphate pyrophosphatase activity. Gene Ontology annotation, biological process: DNA protection.